Messenger RNA from Oppiella nova, 933 nucleotides. The record is from the annotation of a GenBank genome assembly. Lineage: Eukaryota; Metazoa; Arthropoda; Arachnida; Sarcoptiformes; Oppiidae.
AUGUUGUUGUACAAAGAUGGUAAAGAUGAGGAGACCCACUAUCAGGUGUUUGUUGGCAAUUGGGAGUCUAUUAUCCGGCACAACGAGGAGGCGGACUACGGUAUAUAUCCCUAUAGGGUAGCCGUCAACCAGUGGGCGGAUAUGACUACCGAAGAGUACUUGAAUACUGCAACCGGUUUUAGGCCUGACCUCAAACACACGGCUAAUAAUUCUGAUGAUGUAUACCGAGGUAGCACUGGACACGUACCAGAUAGAUAUAACUGGGUACUUAGGGGCGCAGUCACAUCCGUUAAGUAUCAGAGAAAUUGUGCCUCGAGUUGGGCUUUCAGUGCAAUCGCCGCCAUUGAAAGUCAGCUGGUAAUAAGCACCGGGAAAAAGGUGGACCUCUCGGAGCAAAAUCUCAUCGAUUGCUCGGAAAACCAGGGAACUAAGGGCUGUAGUGGGGGCACACCGGACAGGGCAUACCAGUAUGUCAUACAAAAUGGGGGUCUGGACUCCACCGCCUCCUACCCCUACAAAGGUCUCAAAAACGCGUGUCAUUACAAACCGGACAAAAGCGCUGUCAUAACCGGCUAUAAGUCGGUACAGGCGGGCAAUGAGGAGGCGCUCAAGGAUGCCGUCUAUAACAUCGGUCCCAUAUCCGUGGCUAUAGACGCCUCGCCCUUUGGUUUUCAGUUUUACAGCACCGGUAUCUUUGAGAGCACGGAGUGUAGUAAUAGUCGGGAUAAACUGAAUCACGCGCUCACUAUCACGGGCUAUGAUGUGGACGGUAGGCGCGACAUAUGGUUUGUGAAAAACUCGUGGGAUCGGACUUGGGGUGAGGCCGGGUAUGGCGUAAUGAGUAGGAAUAAGGGUAAUCAAUGUGGAAUUGCCACCUCUGCAACUUAUCCGACGGGUGUACAGGCUAAUUUGAACAAAAUGCUGGUGUAUUAA